UUAACCAAACCCAAACCCAAACCCUGACCCUGCCAUAUUUCUUCAACCUCAUAUCUCUCAGCUGCUCCCGCCGUCAACGCCGACCACCUCCUCAACUCGACUCCGGCAUCUCUUUCUCCGCCCACGCUAGGCCAUUCCAUCUCAGCUUUGUCAUGGAAUUUGAUAGAUGAAUUUUGCCCUGUUUUCUCGCAUAGUUUCCAGCUCCAGCCACCGAUAUAUUUGUCAAGGCAAUAUUUCUACAACAAUGGCAGAUACUCUGUCCGGUUCGCCGGAGACAUUCGUUGAUAAAUUUGUUGUUCCUGGUGAUGUGGUUCUUGAUCUCUCAGCCAUGGCUAACCAGACCAUUAAGCUUGGCAGCGGUCUUCGACAGGAGUCUGAUGCUAUAUCUGUGACGAAAGCUGGGAAAUUGAAGUUGUCUAAGCAUAAUAAGUACUGGGUUGAGAGCUCCCAGAAAAGGUAUGUACCGAGUGUAGGGGAUUCGGUUCUUGGAGUUGUGGUGGACUCUAGAGCAGAUAAUUUUCUUGUGGAUAUUAAAGGACCUUCAUUAGGCUUUUUGCCGGUGCUUGCAUUCGAAGGAGGAACCAGGAGAAACAUACCAAAGUUUGAGGCAGGUACUUUGAUUUAUGUUCGGGUCGUGAAGGCAAAUCCUGGCAUGAAUCCCGAGUUGUCAUGCACUGAUGCUGGUGGGAAAGCAGCAGAAUUCGGACCCCUUAAAGAUGGGUACACAUUCGAGUGCUCAACAGGCCUUUCAAGAAUGCUGCUCAGCUCCCCACCAUGUCCAGUUCUUGAGGCCUUUGGAAAGAAGGUUUCCUUUGAGGUAGCGGUUGGAUUAAAUGGACGCGUUUGGGUCAAUGCUGAAUCUCCAUCAACAAUUAUCGUUGUAGCUAAUGCAAUUAUGAAAUCGGAGUCUCUCAGUGUGGUACAGCAAAGAAUUAUGGUGGAAAAGCUUCUUCAGACCUUACAUCUAUCAACAUGAGAACUGAAGUUCUACCUUUAUUAGCAAUGAGGGCCUCAAUCUUUGUACGGAUAUGGAGGAUAUGAAUGAUGAUUUAGGCUUUGAUGGAGGGAUUCACACUAAACAUGAUCUUAAGAAGGAAUCAUAGUGUUCAACCUUUAGAAUUUUGUCAAACUAGUUUACUAGAGUUUUAGACUUGUGGAGUCUAAGUAUUUUGAUAUAUGAAAAUUUAUUUAUUUAUUUA
This is a messenger RNA of Cannabis sativa, 1199 nucleotides long. RefSeq lists its product as uncharacterized. Gene Ontology annotation, molecular function: RNA binding. The record is from RefSeq and is a predicted model, not a curated record. The transcript is spliced from 11 exons. NCBI's taxonomy places the organism in Eukaryota, Viridiplantae, Streptophyta, Magnoliopsida, Rosales, Cannabaceae. Gene Ontology annotation, biological process: poly(A)-dependent snoRNA 3'-end processing; nuclear polyadenylation-dependent rRNA catabolic process; CUT catabolic process. Bases 167 to 976 code for a protein of 269 amino acids. Gene Ontology annotation, cellular component: nuclear exosome (RNase complex); cytoplasmic exosome (RNase complex).